ACAAUCCAUGUGACAAUGUAGUAAGGAUGUUGUGUAAAAUCAAGCAUGAAUAUUUUCGAUUGUCGAUUCGAAAACGGCCCACGGAAAUUGUCUACCAAUAUUUGUUUAGUAAUCCUUACAGUGGUCACCAACACAUAUAUGAAAAUAAGUGAACUUAGGUGUGUUUUUUACCAACUUCAGAGCCUGAUAGCCCGUAACUGCCCCAUUGGACAGAAUAAUUAAUGGCCGUUCAGUUACAUCACAAACGAGUACUGUCUAAUUCAAUAACAGUAGUUUUAGAAUUUAGGUGUCGUCAUCCUGGUCUGGGAUCUCAAUCUAUAAAUCAAAUAGGCAUAAAAUGUCACGGUUAAGCUUAGCCUGUCCAUUUGUGAAGGUCAGUGGAGGGAACUAACUUCACAAAGGUGAAGUCCUCAACCCUCUGUAAAAAUCGAUUUUAAAAGGAAUGCGAAACCUGCAUUAAAGUUUCUUGUAUAGUAAAAAAAAUUAAGUGUAAUUGCAUUAAUUACAAAAAAUCUCUCAGAUAUGCCUAAACCGGUGUGCGUGCAGUGUAACACGCUAGAAUCUUUACUUUGGCGAAUGGCAGAGAAUGGAAUAGUAUGUAACGAUUGUCAUUUAUCGAAUACCGUAAAAAAGGAUUCGAAUUUAGAUCCAGCAGUGCUGAAAUCAGAAAGUGUUGAGAAAACGGAGGAUAAAGAUAAUGAAGGCAAGAUUGGGAAGGGCGAUGAUCCUAUAUCCUCUAAAGGUACAGGAAAAGGUACAAGAAAAAGUACUAGAGCAUCAAGAUAUAAGCCUAAAACAUCAGUACCGUAUACCAAAACUUCGGCGCCGCGUGGAAGAGGACGCAAAAGCAUUUUUAAACGACAGCCAAUAAAGGCCCCGACAUCUACAGCCACUGUAGUGGACAGUGAUUCCAUAUUUUAUAAGGGCAGUUACAUGCAAGUGGGUGAUAUAGUUUCUAUGGUACACAUUACUGGUGGCAUCUACUAUGCUCAAAUCCGGGGUUUUCUCACAGACCAGUACUGUGAGAAGAGUGCAGUUGUCACCUGGUUACUACCGACCAGGGCCAGUCCAGCGCCUGAAGAGGGUUUUGAUCCUUCCACAUAUAUCUUCGGUCCUGAAGAAGAUUUGCCACGUAAAUUGGAUUACAUGGAAUUUGUAAUGCAUGCACCAUCUGAUUACUAUAUGGAUGGUAAAAGCCAUUAUCAUCAAUGUGACUCAAAACUCGAUGAUUGCAGUGGCUUUCCUUCGACGACAUUAGGACCUAGGGAAACAACAACACAUUAAUAAGCCAAUCAAAUUCAAGAGAAUUGAAUUCAGAUAUAUAACUGAUAAAUUGUAGAAAUGUUUAGAAGCCUGAAAAAUUGGAAUUAAUGUAGCUUCACUUUUAACCUCGCUUCGUAAUACGACCUGAACUAUGAUAUUCAUUUUUGUUGUUUAUAACAUUAUUUGCAUUUGCAUAAUAUGACUUUAAUGCUAUGGUG
Messenger RNA from Papilio polytes (common Mormon), 1481 nucleotides. RefSeq names its product GATA zinc finger domain-containing protein 1-like. NCBI's taxonomy places the organism in Eukaryota, Metazoa, Arthropoda, Insecta, Lepidoptera, Papilionidae. Gene Ontology annotation, molecular function: zinc ion binding. The coding region runs from base 523 to 1284 and encodes 253 amino acids. Gene Ontology annotation, biological process: chromatin organization; regulation of DNA-templated transcription. The record is from RefSeq and is a predicted model, not a curated record. Gene Ontology annotation, cellular component: nucleus. The transcript is spliced from 3 exons.